CGUGAAACGCGCCAUCUUUGUUCUUGGUAAGCAACGGUCUGAAUCGUCUCGUCUACUUCUAGCCUUCUGGGAAGGAGAGAAGCAGUCUUCCACCGAAAUAACAUGUCUUACGAUUUAUAGCUUUUAAAAUCGUUUGAUGGUUUUUACAGGACGAAGGACUAUUUUAAAGGUGAGUAUGUCGUUUUGUACCCUUUCGUAUUCCUCUUCGUUGUUUAGGUUCGUGCGUGAUUGAUCGGUCGACUAAGUGCACGGGAUUUCCCUCUCGUUUUGCCAUGCAGUUUAUAUGAAAAACUCUUCGUUCAGCGAAUUUUCUCCUAGGAAGAUUUCGGCUAAAGUCUGAGAAGAUCGCCGCAAAGCUUUCUAAUCUACCACGACAGGUAUUGAAAGCACGAAACGUGUUAUCAAACGUGUCAAGAAGCUUCUCUAUGGCGAUGUUUUUGUUGACUUAGGCGGAAUAUGCCGAUGUUUUUGGAUUAUAUCUCGAGCGUGCAUCGUAGAAUAUUGAGAAUUGUUCCCUAAAUGACAGCAAAAAAUAUUUUCCCAUCUUCGAAACGACGAAAAGCGUACGUUUCGCAAACUCAACAGGUACCAUGGAGUGCGGCUUGCCUUCUGUAUGGUUCACUCUCCAGUCGUGGCAUCCCAAGUUUUCUUCAGUUGCGGUCACGCUUAUAAUAAAUCAUUGUUUGAUGGUAAUCUUUUUACGUUUCUUUGUUUUGACUGAAGUCUUAGAGGUUUUUAUGGGUUCCUUUUUUUUUUUUUUUUUUUUUAAGCUUUUACUCAGUAAAACCAGUGGAAAUACAUCGUGAGGAUAAGGUUUCGUUAGAAGUGGCUGUUGUGUAUUGGGCAAUAUGCGCCUUACUCAAGAAACAUAAUUUGUAUCUGACCAAAGCGUAGCAAAUAUCUGAAACCCUUUUUCCUCUUCGACAGGAACGUCAAUGGCUGGCCCAAGGCGUAUCUUGGAUAUAAAUCGCGCGACGACGGAGGAAUUGGAGGGUUUAAAUGGAGUCGGAAGAACAAUAGCAAAAAGCAUCGUGGAUGUCCGAACUGCUCUAGGCGGGUUUUCAAGCAUCGAAAACUUGCUUGUCAUUCCGGGUAUAGGACGUUGUUUUAUAGAUCUACACAAAGAUGCCCUUUGUUGUUCUCCCCUGCCCAAUCUUAACAGGAGAGAGACAAGAGGCUCUGCCAAAGCUAAGACUGGUAGGCAGUCAUUAAACAGGAGAUCUUCUCCAACUGCAGCUAACAAAGGACAUGGAACACCCAAGGGAAAAAGUGAAUCAAUAAAACGAAAACUCUCAAGCAGUAGUCAUGAUCUAGAAAAUGAGGAGAGUGAGAAAUCAUCACCAGAGAAAAAGUUCUGUUCUCCUGCCCAAAAGAGGCUGUUAAAGCUUCUGCCUCAUAGAAACUAUGGUACCAUCAAGACAGCCACACCUGUGAUGAGUCCAGUUGACAGCCGUAGUCGGCACAUGUCAUUUUGCAGCCAUCCUCCAGCGGGUCUAGAAGAAUGGUUGCAAACAUUUCUGCAGUGGACAGCUGAGGAAAGGAAAUAUGCUCUUGAUGAGAUCAUUGAAAAUUGUGAGCCAACAGUUGUUAGACACAUUAUGGGUACCAUUGAACCAAGAUUUCAACGGGACUUCAUCUCUCUUUUGCCAAGAGAACUUGCAUUAUAUGUUCUGUCAUUUUUAGAACCCAGUGACUUGUUACAAGCUGCUCAGACCUGCAAGUGCUGGCAAACACUUUGCGAUGACAACCUGUAAGUACAGUGCAAAAGAGAACUUCUUUUGUGAUGUGAUGUAUUUUCAAUUACUUGUAUAAUUAGUUGAAAUAUCAAAAAGUAUUAUGGGUGUUAAGAGGAAUUAUUACAGAUAUUUUUGAAAAACUUGCAUUGAAUAAGUGCUAAGAUGGUGGAGAGUGCCACAUGAAAGGGUAUGCUCUUCAAAAACUUUCUCUGGGAAACUUGCAAGGAAUAUCUAUAAUGAAGUCACACAUCAAGUCAAAGUUAAUGUUUAAGUUGACAAAAAAUUCAAGCUGACUGUGAUUAAACAGCAGUGAUCGACCUCUUCAACUGAUAAGGCACGUCUGUGCCUUGCCCUUGUUUUUUCUUUCAUGACCAAGUGUGACAUAUUUUCAUUUUAUUGAUAAAUUUGUGUCAUCAAUGUUUCCUAAGACUUUGCAUUGAGACUUGACCCAGAAAAAUUUAAGAAUAGAUGUUAUUCAUUUGAUUAAGGUCACUUGGACACACACUGUACCUCCAACUGAAAGUUGUCAGAUUUGAAACAAAAUCUUCUGUUCUACAAAACUUCAGGGCAUAUCUACAGUACACCAACAUUAAUAUUCACCAGGCAAAAGAAUGGUCCAAAAUAGGAAAAGCACCAUUUUUGUCAGCAAAUUAAUUACUCAUUUUCCAUCAAUAAUUUGGAUUGCAUUUGGGAAUGGUAGUACUGUUCCCUCAGAAGAUCUUUUCAUUGCGUUGAAGGCUUAAAAGACCAUCACCUUCAAUAAACUUGCUUUCCAUUUAGAGCUCCUAAAAGUGUAUCUCAGUCAGAAUGGGAAAGAAAAACCUGAAAAUCUCCAAACACACAGCCAAACUGGUCAUUAAGUUUGCAGUAAAAUGUGGAGGAAAAUUUUCCAUCUCAAAGCAUUGGUUAGCUGACCUCACAAGCUUGCAUAAUUGGAUUAUGAAGCACACUUGCACUUUUUAAAUUUGGGUACCUGAAUUUCUGUGACAACAUGCAUUAGAAUUUACAGCCUGAUGUGAUACCCUGUCUUUUUUUAUAGGCUAUGGAAGCAGAAAUGUAAGCAAGCUAAUAUUGAAGAAGAACCAGUAACUCCUGUGAAAAAUGGUAGGCGUAGAUCCAAUAAUGCACAACAGAUAAACCAAAAUACUAAAGCUGCAAACAGCCCUUUCAAGAAACUUUACAUGACAAAGCAGCGCGUGUAUUGGAACUGGAGAAUGGGCCCAUUACGUCCAUCCAAAGUCCUUAAAGGACAUGAUGACCAUGUCAUCACCUGUCUUCAGUUUUGCGGCAGCAAAAUUGUUAGUGGUUCUGAUGACGGAACUCUUAAAGUGUGGUCUGCAAUAUCUGGAAAGUGUCUACGCACUCUUGUAGGUCACACUGGGGGUGUUUGGUCAUCUCAGCUGAGUGGCAACAUCAUUGUCAGCGGCUCUACUGAUCGCACACUGAAAGUCUGGAAUGCAGACACUGGUUACUGCAUGCACACACUUUAUGGACACUCAUCUACCGUUCGUUGUAUGGACAUGCAUGACAGCACUGUUGUUAGUGGUUCAAGGGAUGGUACUUUAAGAGUGUGGGACACUUCUUCUGGAAACUGCCUUCAUGUGUUGGUUGGGCACCUUGCUGCAGUGAGAUGGUGAGUGAAACUAUCUGUAUACAGACAUGUGGAACAACAUGUGUCUACUGAUAAUGUUUUUCUAGUGAAGUGUCAACAAUGAGAGUUGGAUAGAAGAAGGAUUCUUGCCAUUUCUUGCUUGAAAUGUUUUUCUAUGCACAGCUGGUGCAGAGUAUGCAGUGAUUCCUCUAACUCCCACAUCAGAAUUUAAUCAGUAAACUUAACAGAAAUAUACAUGUACAUGUACAAUUCAAACAAUCCACCCACAGGACCUUGACUUGUUGGGCACACCAGAUUUUAUACAGAACCCAAGUCCAAUGAAAAUUAACUGACUAUGUCAGUUAAAAUGCUCACAAUUUACCCAAAAUAGUUUACAAUUUGGGAUGCCAUAGUUCUACCAAAUUUAAGAUAUACUGGUUGCAAAUUGAGAUUCUCUGGGAUUCUUUUUUUCAUACUGUAGUUCAAAACCUAAACUUAAAUAUACAUGUACAUGUACCUUUCAAACUGUACCUUUUGAACUUCAUUUGGAUUGAAUUAAUUUUCUGCCUGUUUCAGACCCUUGCUUUUGUUUUGAAACAUUUCCGUUGCAGAGGUCAAUGUUCUGAGUAGUUGUCAUCUUCAAAUUCUAAUUUUAAUCCGUAUUGAAUGAGCAAGAUAUUUGGUGGUUAUGAAGGCAUACAAGUAAAUUUAAACUUAACAUUUACUAUUAUAAUUCAUAUACUAUUCUUUUUAAUAGUGUGAAGUAUGAUGGCAGACGUGUGGUCAGUGGAGCAUAUGAUUUUUUGGUAAAAGUUUGGGACCCUGAAACAGAGCAGUGUAUACACACUUUGCAAGGACACACCAACAGGGUGUAUUCUCUACAGUUUGAUGGUGUUUACAUUGUGAGCGGCUCAUUAGAUACUUCAAUACGAGUAUGGCAUGUAGAGACUGGACAAUGCCUGCAUACCUUGAUUGGUCACCAGUCUUUAACAAGUGGCAUGGAGUUAAAAAACAACACAUUAGUCUCAGGAAAUGCUGAUUCUACAGUCAAAAUCUGGGAUAUUGCCUCUGGACAGUGCCUGCAGACCCUGGCAGGCCCAAAUAAACACCAGAGUGCUGUUACUUGCCUUCAGUUUAACAGCCGUUUCGUUAUCACCAGUUCUGAUGACGGCACAGUUAAAAUUUGGGACUUGCGGACAGGGGAGUAUAUCAGAGAUCUAGUAAAGUUGGACAGUGGUGGCAGUGGUGGUGUUGUGUGGAGAGUGAAAUGUGAUGAAAAGAAGUUGGUUUGUGCUGUUGGAAGCAGAAAUGGAACUGAAGAAACAAAACUUCUGGUCUUGGACUUUGAUGUUCAUGAGUAAUUGCUUGAUUUUUGCACUGCUUACUGCUUAAUUGCUCUAGCAGACAGUGCAAUAGUCAUUUUUUUGUAAAUUUUUUGUUUUCAUUUUGAAAGGACUCUCUUUAGUUUCUGGAACGUGUAGGCAUCAUUGUUCUCAUCUCAUUCAUUAAUCUCACAGUGUUACAUAAUUGUGUUAUUUUGUCAUUGGUGUUGUGGCUGCAAGCAACAUAUUUUGCCUUUUGUACAAAAUUUGUGAGUUGAGUUAAGUUGGACAGCACUUUGUAAAAAGUAAUUCAUUAAAGCUGUAUUUGCCUUUUGGAUAAUGCAAGGCCAAAAAAUAUAUUAGUCCUAUUGCAAAACUAAUUUUACAAACAAUAUUUCCAGGUUUGGUUCAUUUAGGCCAAAUGCCUCU
Molecule: messenger RNA, 5078 nt
Organism: Pocillopora meandrina
Lineage: Eukaryota; Metazoa; Cnidaria; Anthozoa; Scleractinia; Pocilloporidae
Source: the annotation of a GenBank genome assembly